AAGGAGGGAACAGACAGAGGAGGGAAUAAGAAGGGAAAAAAAAAAAACAACAUAUAAAAAAAAAAAGGAAAAAAAAAAAGCCAACAGGUUGAUCUGGAUUUCCAUCAAGGGUUCCACCCUCCUCCGUUUAAUGAACAUCGCAGAACAGGUGCUUGGAAUUCAUUAGCAGCCCACAAGCCCAGCAGACGGGAAUCGCGCCGGCCCGGCCGCGCUGCCGCUCCUCUCUCGGAGGCAGCAGCAGCCGCCACCAACCUCCAGCCCUUCUCUCCCUCCGCUUUACCCUCCCCCGGAGCCAGCCCGGCCAUGACCAACCCCAGCUCUGCCUUCUCCAGCGGCUCCCUGCGCUCCGGGGAGGCGUCGGGGCGGAUGAGCCGCGGCAGCGCCGCCGGGAGCCCGUGCCCGGAGCGCCGCAGCCCCGACGGCGGGGCCAGCGACGGCCGCGGCUCCCCGGGCAGCCUGCGCCGCUCGCCCUUCCCCGGCGAGGCGAGGCUGCCGCCCCCCGUGCGCCUGGACAUCGACACCGAGUUCCAGGCCGUGCGGCAGCAGGAGAAGGAGGACAUCAAAGUGCUCAACAACCAGUUCGUGACCCUGAUCGAGAAGGUCCAGAGCUUGGAGCAGCAGAACAAGAUCCUGACAACCAGGUGGAACUUCCUGAAGGACCAGGACAAUUCCCACUCUGACUCGGACAUCAAGGCCAUCUACGAGCAGUAUGUGAGCAAAAUGAACCAGGAGAUGAAGGCGCUCAACUACGAGCAGGAGAACCUGGAGUCGGAGCUGGCGAAGGUCCUGAGCACCAUGGACGCCUUCCGGAGCAAGUACGAGGAUGAAAUUCGCCUCUGCAGCGGGAUGGAAUUCACCUUCAUGGAGCUCAAAAAGGAUUUGGAUGUGAGCACCUUGCACCGCACGGAGCUGGAGGUGAAGCUCAAAGGGCUCCAGGAGCUGCUGGAGCUGAAGAAAACCAUCUACGAGCAGGAGCUGGAGGAGCUGCUGACGGAAAUCAAGGACAUUUCCGUGGUGCUGGGAAUCGACAGCUGCUCCCGGCCGGACCUGGGCAGGAUCGUGGAGGACGUCAGGGCCCAGUACGAGGCUCUGGCCCUGCGGAGCUGGGAAGAGGCCGAGGCCCUCACCCGGAGGAAGCUCACCGACAGCAGCUCCCAGCCCGGCUCCUUCGGGGGGCACCUCCUGGACAGCCGGCGGGAAAUCGCGGAUCUGAACAUCCGCAUCCAGAAACUGCGCUCCUGCAUCGUGUCCCAGAAGAGCCAGUGCCUGUACCUGGAGGAGCACAUCCGUGAGGCUGGCGAGCAGGGGGAGGGGACCCUCAGGGAUGCCAAGGCCAAGGUGGCGGGGCUGGAGGAGGCCCUGCAGCGCAGCCGGGAGCACAUGGCUCACCUGGUCCGCGAGUACCAGGAGCUCAUGAACAUCAAACUGGCCCUGGACGUGGAGAUCCUCACCUACAGGAAGCUCGUGGAAGGGGAGGAGAACAGCAUGGAGCAGCCCAUUCCCACCGUCAUCAGUGCUGUCCACUCCCGGCCCAAGCCUCUUUCUGCCAGCACCCUGCGGAACUCACGGCUCUUUGCCCGGGGCUCGGGGGACACGGAGCCGAGCGGAGGCGGCCCCAGGAACCCGGGGAGAGCCCAGGACGUGCCGGGCACUCCGGACACCGGGACCCGGCCCAAGCUCAGCUCCGGGGCCCCCGGGGAGUGCUCCUAGGAGAACGGGAUGAACGUGGAUCCAAAGCACCUGGGAAGCUCUUCCUCCUGAACUCCAGCCCGCAUGCAAGG
Molecule: messenger RNA, 1781 nt
Organism: Motacilla alba alba
Lineage: Eukaryota; Metazoa; Chordata; Aves; Passeriformes; Motacillidae
Product: keratin, type II cytoskeletal 80-like
Exons: 9
Coding region: 304-1710 (468 amino acids)
Biological process (GO): intermediate filament organization; keratinization
Cellular component (GO): keratin filament
Molecular function (GO): structural constituent of skin epidermis
Source: RefSeq, a predicted model, not a curated record